Prorocentrum cordatum is the source of this 438-nucleotide messenger RNA. The record is from the annotation of a GenBank genome assembly. Lineage: Eukaryota; Dinophyceae; Prorocentrales; Prorocentraceae.
AUGCGGGAGGCGAAGCUGGAGCCCGACGUCAUCAGCUACAAUGCUGGGAUUAGCGCGUGCGGGAAGGGCGAGCAGUGGCAACGGGCGCUGGCGCUGCUGAGCGAGAUGUGGGAGGCGAAGGUGGAGCCCAACGUCAUCAGCUACAGCGCUGGGGCCAGCGCGUGCGAGACGGGCGAGCAGUGGCAGCGGGCGCUGGCGCUGCUGGGCGAGAUGUGGGAGGCGAAGCUGGAGCCCAACUCUGCUACAACGCUGGGAUCAGCGCGUGCGGGAAGGGCGAGCAGUGGCAGCGGGCUUUGGCUUUGCUCAGCGGGAUAUGGGAGGCGAAGCUGGAGCCCAGGUAUGCUACAACUCUGCGAUAACCGCGUGCGAGAAGAGCGGUUGUUGGCGGCCAGCGUUGUCGUUGUUGGAGGAUUUGCGAGAGUCAGCGCUCCGGCCUGA